Messenger RNA from Labrus mixtus (cuckoo wrasse), 4997 nucleotides. Its product is annotated as neuroglobin. Gene Ontology annotation, biological process: cilium organization. The record is from RefSeq and is a predicted model, not a curated record. NCBI's taxonomy places the organism in Eukaryota, Metazoa, Chordata, Actinopteri, Labriformes, Labridae. Gene Ontology annotation, cellular component: cilium. The transcript has 5 exons. Bases 2560 to 3039 code for a protein of 159 amino acids. Gene Ontology annotation, molecular function: oxygen binding; heme binding.
GCGGCACAGAGUUUUUGUGGCCUCACCGCCAGAAAACAACAGCGUCCUCAAAAAUGAUUCAUGUCACGGCUUACUGUCCGCAGCAAGCGUUUGGUUGUUUAAGAUGUUCAACCAUAAAUUAUGAAAUUAUAAAACAUUCUGGGUUUUACAAUCGGAAAUUUUUGCAAUUACAAGUUAUAGAAAGUACAAGUUUAUAGAAGUGUAUAUGUUCUAGGUUGUAAAUAUUUGUAUAUGCUUUGAGUUUAACACAUAUAUGGAUAUAGGAUCUGCAUGAAAAUAAAUUAAACGUAAAAAAAAUCUGCUUUUGGUUUUUUAGACCACAGUUUUGCUUAAGAAUAAAAACUCUGUAAUUUAGAGAAUUAUGAUACUUGGUUACCAGAAUAAACAGUUCAACAACAACAUAACAUUAAAUUGUACCAAUCAUUGUUGUUUGACCCACACUGAAUCAAGAAGCUUUUGAUAUCAAAAUAAAAGAUUACAGGGUACAUACGAUCUCUUUCUCUGCUGAUUCUUUGAAAAACAAGCAAAGGUCAUUUUUUGAUUGGGCAGGUCCCAUAAGGACAUUUAGCGUCUGACACAGGCUUUUCUCAGAUGCUCUGGUUAAAGUUCCCAGUUGUUUCUUUUGCCACACUGCCUAAAUAAACAUCUCACUGAGACCAUUUAAGUGGUCUGCUCUGAGCCUAUAGACCCACAUCAAAUACACUCAUACACUGGCCUUCACUGUAAACCUGUGCUUAGAAAGCCGACUUCCAGGAAUUUUAGAAAUCAUUUUAACUUACAAACCACACGGGAAUGUCUUUCUUAACCAUCAUAAUCAAAAUGUCAUUAUGAAGACACCAGUUCAUACCAGAGAGAAUACUUUUCUGUAGGCAGAUAUGUCAUGCAUUGACGCUAAAAGCAGUGUUUGAACAACUUUCAAUCAGAACAGAAAAAAAUUAAUUCACAUUAAAUAACAUUACUAUUUGUCCUUGUGUGCAUCACUACAGAGAAUGGCAGGGAAAGAGAGUCUGUAACAGUAUUUAGCUGAAUAUUUGGAAUAUUCUUUACAAAAAAAAAGACCAAAAAGUAUAAAAGCUAAAAUGUUGUCAAAUAACAACUUAUUUAUAUAAUAAUUAAUCCUAGGGUCUUUUCCAUGAAAUAUUGAACAUCACAUGACACCUCAAGGGCUCCAUCCUGUCAGGUUGUCAUGGGAACCGUGUUUCCCUCCCCACUCGGCCUUGUCGUCCCUCAGGAGAACACUAUGCAACUCUGAUUCCCCUGAUGCACGGCUGAAAAACAGAGCCAAUCUCUUAGCAUAUGUCAGAUAAUAUCCAAGUGAGAAGCUUCCUCCUGCUGUAGCAGACUCCUGUGACCUGUCUUGAAACAAACUGAAGUGGAACGCAUUUAGAAGCUGAGAGAGGGAAUAAACAUGUCUCAUUUAGAUUAAUGAGAGGCUGUGUGCUGGGCAAACAAAUGUUCAGAUCGGGCUAAUUGAGGAGUGGCCCUGCUUGGCAGAUGAACAAUAUCAUUUUACCAAAGUGGUGCAUUUUUCCCCCAGCUGCUUUAGGAUAUAGAAACUCCCACACGUUUAAUUAUGUAAAUGCAUGGGUUGCAAAUAUAUGCAGCCGAGGAAACACCGUGGAAUAGAUCCUAUCGCUCUCAAUCCUAUUAACUGUCAUAAUGACAGAGUUCUAGGUCUAAUAUUUGUGACAUAUUUGUCUGAUAUUUUUUUCUGACAUGUAGACUCUCCUGCCCUUCAGUUACCCCUGAGCUCCCUCCAUUCCUCAUCACCUGACGAAGCCCGCCCACCUGCCCACCUGUUCCCACAUCCUCAUCAGCUCAGCAGCUUAUAUAACGCUCCAAUAACCCCCUGCCUCCUUUUCAUGAUAUAUAUAUAUAUAUAUAUAUAUAUACAUACACUUUUUCUACUGAGCCUUUAAACAACUGCAACUGCUCUGCAAUACAUGCAUAUGUUGUGUUUCCUUUUUAUUCCUCAUUCAUUUCUUGUGCAUUUGAAUUAUCUUCUUAUUGAAGGCUGAGUAUUUUACAGAGUAAGUACAAUGUAUGUUGUGUGUGCAUGUUCAGUCUGUGUUUUAGUCCUUGGUUCACCUGCAGGAGGAGCUGUGGCUCGCUGCAGCCUCUCUGAAGCAGAAGAGACAGAUCCCUCUUUUUCUCCUUCAGUGGCAUGAAUAAUAUCAUCCCCGUGCUGGAGAGAGAGCAUAUCAAGAGGCAAACGGGGAAAGGGAGAGAGAGAUAGCAGCCAGUGUGACAGAUAAGAGCGUGGCACAACUCUCCCUGACUAGCACUGUGGGCCAGGGAAAGAUAGAGAGCAAGUGCACCAGAGUGUCAGGCAAGGCUGCAGCCUGCACACACACAAACACACUCACACAGACCCCAAAGCCUUGCUGCAACAGAAGAAGUUCAGAGGGAAGAUUGACUCCAGGAAGGUGACAGAAGUUUCCUCCUUGGAUUACCUCAUAUGUUAUGGAUUUCCUCACACUGCCCCUUCUUGUCCUGUAGAGAAGUUGUUUGUCUCCCCCCUCUAGACAAACUUGCCUUGUGUUUACAGCCUGAGGGAGGAUGGAGGAGCUGUCAGGGAAAGACAAGGAGCUGAUACGAGGAAGCUGGGAGAGCCUGGGCAAGAAUAAAGUUCCUCAUGGUGUCAUCAUGUUUUCCAGACUGUUUGAGCUGGACCCUGCGCUCCUCACUCUUUUCAACUACAAUACAAACUGUGGCUCCACACAAGACUGCCUCUCCAGCCCUCAGUUCCUGGAACAUGUCACCAAGGUGAUGCUUGUGAUCGAUGCAGCAGUCAGCCACCUGGACGACCUUCACUCCUUGGAGGACUUUCUGCUCAACCUUGGGAGGAAGCAUCAGGCGGUUGGAGUCAACACACAGUCAUUCGCUGUGGUGGGUGAGUCCCUCCUCUACAUGCUGCAGUGCAGUCUGGGUCAGGCCUACACAGCACCACUGCGUCAAGCCUGGCUCAACAUGUACAGCAUUGUGGUAGCAGCCAUGAGCCGAGGCUGGGCCAAGAACGGGGAAGACAAGGCGGACUGAGGCACACGGCAGGUGCUGCUGAGCAGUUGCUGUCAAAUCACUCGACAUGGUUGCCAUGGAAUAAGGCUGUGUAACUUACAGCAUUGUGGCUUUGGCUGCUGUACAUUUGCUCUGUGAGUGGGGUCGCAUAGCGUAGCAAAUGUUUGGUGUGGUGACUAUUGGAGCAACCAAUCACAGAGUUUAUUUUCUUUGCUGUGGAUGUUUAGCUGCCAGGCAAUGCUGCUGUUAAGCUGUGAGGACCCGAGCCAGCCUGCUUCACUUCCUCCAAGUUUCGGACCUGAAGUCUGAGCGCCUCUCUAUGAGAUAAAGGAUAACUGUUAAGUCUCUAUGUAUAUAAUGAGUUGAUAUAUCUACUCAAAUUAUAACAGUGACUGUAGUGGUCUUUGUGAUGUAUCUUAAAACAGGUGAUAGAUCAUAUAUUUAGGCAUCACACACUACUCAGACUGUUGUGUUACUGUGGCCAGCAUGGGCAGCUCUCUUUCUAACUGGAACACAGUGAUACUUUACAAAACAUCUUCAAAGUGUUAGGACAUAUGGAAUAUACAGAAGAAAAUCCUAUCCAACUUAAACUAUUACUGUGCUUUCUAUUAUUAUUAUUAUUAUUAUUAUUAUUAUAACAUAUCCAUACUCCUUUUUUUUAGUGUGUAAGACUUUAUCUAACAGUAACCCAUUGAUAAGCAAAUUAAAACAUCUUUAUAUACUGACAAGAACUGUUAUACUCUGAUAGCUUUCUUUGGAGAACAAUGACUGUUAAGGCGUGCAAGUUCACCUCACUCAACUCAGUGUGUGAUGUUCACUUUAGUAAAGGCUGUGAGUAUUCCCAUAGGCUUCAGCUGACUGUUAGACUCUUAAUAAUAGACUGUUAUGCGACCUUUAUAACGUUUUAAAGUAAAGGGCAUUUUAGAGGCAGUAUACAAUCUUUGUUCUGGACCUAUCCGUCUCCAGUCAUUGUUAUUGAAGUAGUAGAUUUGUUGUACUGUACUCGCUUCUCUCAGUAUUGCUAAUCAUCCGUGUUAUUGUGGCUACAAACAUACUAUAGCUUUAGCUUUGGAGGUGAAGAUGAGCAGGUUAGUGUUAGUUAUUUGUUUUUCCUCCCACACAUAGUAUCCUCGUUAACAUAAAGAAAAUGUGAACAUUUGUUUUUGAUUAUAAAACAAAGACAAACUGAAUUUAUGAACAAAGAUUAUUUCUGCCAUUCUGCCAUGUGUAUCAUCCGCAGCUCUUAUUUACAUUCAUAGUCAUAAUGCCAAGUAACUUAGCAACAGGGUGCCAGUUAUAGAGAAUAACAGCAUACAGUACAACUGUUAAUCCAAGUCUGCGUUUACUUGGACAAAGUUUAUUUUUAUAUAGUAUGAAAUAUUUGUGUAGUUAAGAGCGUUGACUUUUUUAAUGUGAGUACAUCAUCCAGAUGUUUUAAUUUGUUGACCCUGCUUUGUUUACCCUUAUUCAUGUGCAAUUGUUAGAGGACAUUUAAAAAAAAAGCUGAGUUUUAUUGAGCAUUUCUACCCCUGCAGAUGAUGUUAACUCUCCAGUCUGCAGGUAUAAUGUUUAUUAACUCACUGUGUAGGUGGUGUAUUUAUAGCGAUUCAGUACUCAGCCCAAUGCAGGUUGUCGUUCUGUCGUUUCUCUGUUGUUGUUUUUUUUUAUAACCUGACAUUGCAGACAUGACUGACAUCUGGCAUGUUAUCUUUUUAACACCCAGCUCUGUACAUAUUGCCUGUGUCACUGUCUACCUCAUCAUUAUCAGCUGCUACUAUACAACGAUGACUUCACCCAGUUAUCCUUCAACCAAAAACGCACAAUAUUGUUAUGAUUAUUUAAAGUGUAAAUGCAAUUACUCACUCUUUGUAAGCUGAAUUCCAUCCUACACUUAAAAAAAAAAACAUGUUGUGUGCUUACUUGAGACUAAAUAAAGUGAUAUGUGGAUAUUUUACUGCUAAACAAGGUCAGUGUGUUUU